This is a messenger RNA of Aureobasidium subglaciale EXF-2481, 1637 nucleotides long. RefSeq lists its product as uncharacterized. Gene Ontology annotation, cellular component: preribosome, large subunit precursor. The transcript has a single exon. NCBI's taxonomy places the organism in Eukaryota, Fungi, Ascomycota, Dothideomycetes, Dothideales, Saccotheciaceae. The coding region runs from base 33 to 1469 and encodes 478 amino acids. Gene Ontology annotation, molecular function: rRNA binding. The record is from RefSeq and is a predicted model, not a curated record. Gene Ontology annotation, biological process: ribosomal large subunit assembly; rRNA processing.
CGACAAAACAUCCACAUUUUCACAAACUCACAAUGGCCAAGAGAAGAGUCAAGAAGCGCACCCAUGCUGGCGCAAAGCCUCCUGCUCCUGGAAUGCCCGGUCACCAGAGUGCCGCCGCCCUGGCGAGCGAGACAAGGGCGCCCAAGAGCAUGGUUAUCCGUAUCAACGCUGGAGAAGUCGGCCCAAGCAUCUCACAGCUUGUCAGAGACACCCGGCUGAUGAUGGAGCCCGGUACCGCCAGUCGCCUGAAGGAGCGCAAGUCCAACAAGCUGCGCGAUUUCAUCACCAUGGCCGGUCCCCUCGGAGUCUCACAUCUCAUGCUUUUCUCUCGCUCCGAUGCUGGAAACACAAACCUGCGCCUCUGCACCACUCCCAGAGGUCCCACAUUACAUUUCCGCGUCGAGAAGUACUCGCUUUGCAAGGACGUCCAGAAGAGCAUGCGCCGUCCAAAGGGCCAGAACGGUGCCGAAUACAUGACCUCGCCUCUCCUUGUCAUGAACAACUUCAUGCAGUCGCAGCAGCAAGCCGAUGCUGCCGCAAAGGACAACAAGACCGAGUCAAAUCCCAUUCCGAAGAACCUCGAGUCCCUGACGACGACAAUCUUCCAAUCCCUCUUCGCCCCCAUCUCUCCCCAUACCACCUCUCUCAAGACCAUCAAGCGCGUCAUGCUGCUAGAUCGCAAGCCCUCUACCGACCCAAACGACCCCCAUGCCUUCGUCCUCCAAUUGCGCCAUUACGCCAUCAAUGCCGUGACCCCCAAAUCCGCCCUACCGAAAGCCCUGCGCAAACUUGAGCAGGCUGAUCACCUCAAGCGUGGCGACAGUGCCCGUCUGCCCAACCUUGGUGCCUUGGACGAUGUCGCAGACUACCUCCUGGACCCAACCGCCUCCGGAUUCACAACUGCGUCGGAUACAGAAGCCGACACUGACGCCGAGAUUGAGGUUUUGGCCGUCGAGAAUCGCAAGGCCAUGUCGAAAGACGAGCGUCAGCGAAUUCGUGAUGCUCAACGGGCAAAGGUCAGCGGAGCCAACGCCGAAGGCAUCAAUACCGAAGCAUCUGCGCGCCCUGCUGCUCAACCUCGCAAGACAAAGACGCAGAAGAAGGCCAUCAAACUGCAAGAGCUGGGUCCUCGCAUGACUCUUCGUUUGACCAAGGUUGAGGAAGGUCUUUGUGCUGGCAAGAUCCUGUGGCACGAGUACAUCAGCAAGAGCAAGGAAGAGCAAAAGCAACAAGACAAGGCUUGGGAGGUCAAGAACAAGGAGAAGGCCGAAAGAAGACGCAUCCAGAAAGAGAACGUUGAGAGAAAGAAGAAGGAGAAAAAGGCCAACGGCGAGGAAGUCGAAGACGAUGACGAGGAAAUGCUCGAUGACGAUGACUUCGACGAUGACGUCUGGCACGAUGAGGCUGAUGCUGGUGGUGACGACGACGACGAAGAGGAGGAGUCAGAAGACGACGAGGACAUGGAGUAAAACUCCUUCUUUUCCGAAUUAUCAUCUCUUUCAUCAGCAUGCCCGUCUUUGCAUCUUGUUCAAAAGUAUGGAGUUUGUGGAGUCUCAGUGGGCCAGGAACAUAUGGUUGUGAUAUCCAAUAGUUGAGUAUGUAGGUACACUUGACAAAUCUAGACUUCUCUAUCGCAG